GCUUUAUGUAAUUUUGAUAACUCAUGAGGUUCACAAUAGGCUAAAGGCUAUGUCAUUAUGAACGAAUGAAACGUGGUCUCAUUGUUAAGUUUAAUGGCCAGAUACCUCCCAGAAUUUCAGAGUUCAGACCCUAAUGAAACGGGUAUACCGAUUGUAAGACCACAUCAUGAUAUCAAAAUUUAUAUCAAAUUGGAGAUCCUAAGCUCCUGUAUUCAAAAUUUACUAAAACUAAGUGGCUAAUGGGUCUAAAAAGAUUUCUUCUGUUGUACUGGCAUACCUUGGCCUUUCACAAAUAAAUCUUUGUAUGAGUCUG
Messenger RNA from Moneuplotes crassus, 313 nucleotides. The record is from the annotation of a GenBank genome assembly. NCBI's taxonomy places the organism in Eukaryota, Ciliophora, Spirotrichea, Euplotida, Euplotidae.